GGCUGUCAACUUUAACCUGAUAAUAUAUACAUAAAGUUUUAAAGCAAGUAGCAAACACUAGCCGACUGCAAAUCCUGAUCCAAAUUUUAGUUCCUAUUUUAUAAAAGCGUUGAAUCUGCGCAUGUUUCGAGCAUUUCUCCAUCCGAGCAUGAAGCGGUUGUCCCGGCGGCCUGUUUCUGAUGAGCAGAAGGCCCAGGCGCAGGCUCACAUGCUGACCCAAAAUGAAGACCAAAGCCGUAUAGAGGUCUUCCUGUCUGUGGCCACCGUCUCGUCGCUGCAUCAAAGGGAGGCGCGGCAGGAACAGCCUGCGCGGCAGGUAGAGCCAGAAUCUCAGCCGCAGAAUCAACAGCAGGACAAUGAGCAAGACAGGGAGCUGGAGCCAGAAGUUCUCGAGAGCGGCGCCCAGGGCGACAACGAGCAGUCAGACAAUGAGGCGGGGCCCUCCCCCUCAGCGCCUAUCCAUACCAGCGAGGGGCAGCCCGAUGUGGGCGAUCCUGCCCGGCUAAAGGCGCUGGCCGGGCGACAGCAGAUCGCCAGGCUGCUCACCCGUCUCGGCGACGGCGCAGAGGGUGAUGGCGAGGCCAACCAGAUCGUGAUGGAGCUGCUCGGUAGCCGAGACGAUUCCCCGCCCCGGCCGCCGCCUUCGGCCAUAGAACGCGUUUCCGAGCAGCUGCUUCGAGUGCUGCGGGAGCAGACGCUGUUAGAGGCAGGCAUCGCCACCGGCAACGAACGGCACCGCUGCUUCAAGUGUGUAUUGCAGAACUAUGCCAAGAUCUACGCGGCGCGUCGCUUCAUGGAGCAACUGCCGCAGCUAGGUCAGCUUGGCCAGGACGCGGAUGUAGAGCAGGAGCUGCUGGCCCGCGUCAUGGCAGAAGAGGUGCUGCAGAUACCGGAGCUGCUGCGCCAGCUCUGGUCGUCGCUGGAAAAGAUGGAGUUCUUCAACGAGGAUACCGCGUUUAAGGCCUAUCUGGAGGCCCGGCGCAACCCGCAAGCACGCAUCCUGUGCGAACUCAUGCUCACUCGGAUCUCUCGCGUCUUCCUUUGCAUUGUCAGCUCCACAUUCUUCCUGGACUUCACUGAGCAUGAGCUUACGCACAUUCUGCGAAACUGCUACCUCAGCGUUAACUCGGAGAUCGAGAUAUUCCUCUCUGUGGUGCUCUGGCUGGAGCACAACUGGUUUGAACGGGGUGACUGCGCUGAACGCAUUAUGGCAGAGGUGCGCUUUGCCCUGAUGCCCACCUGGUACCUGUGCACAUUGGACAGGGCCAACCGCUGCCGUCACUUUUCCCGGGUGAUCCACAUCACCGGAGUGCAGCGCAUGAUAACCCAGGGCCUAGAGGAUGCCGUGACCCUCAAGAGUAAGAAACGCUUCAGCGCUGCCGCAGGACGACCCACCACAGGCCAUCCACAGGCCAAAGAGGAGGCACACCUGGCCCGCGACUGGAUCGCAGAUACUGAAUGCCGCCACCACCACAAGCGCCAUUGCGAGCGAUUCGUUUACCCGACCUACGACGUGUUCAAGGAGUACCUGGCCAGGAUUAUCUGUUGCGCUCCCAACUAUUGGCGCAGUUUCCGGCCCGCCCAGGAGGUGUACCGCAGCGACUUUCGCUGCUGCUCGCCGCCGCACUUUAACUAGGCCCGUCCUUGUAUCCGUCCCUCAGAUCUCCUUGUCCCGCUCGCUUUUGACUCUGCGGCUUAAAUUUUACGUGCGAGGAUGUUUGUUUGGAGGAUGAGAAUCUGUAUGUCCCCCGUCCAUGGAUCCUUCCUGUGUCCACUGUACUUUUAGCAAUCCGCUUAAAAGCUAAGGUUCUGACGGCCUGUGAUGUUCCGCAUGUUUCCAAUCAGUCGCCGCCGCUGAUGCAGCGCCUUAAGGCAGUUGCGACUACUCGGCAGAAAACGAUCCAGCUGGAUCCGCAGAAGCAUCACUCAUCGCCUAACACAUUGGCCAAACCAAGAGCCAGAAUAAUAAAAGCAUUAUUAAAAAAUUA
This is a messenger RNA of Drosophila rhopaloa, 1988 nucleotides long. RefSeq lists its product as uncharacterized. The coding region runs from base 122 to 1636 and encodes 504 amino acids. Lineage: Eukaryota; Metazoa; Arthropoda; Insecta; Diptera; Drosophilidae. The transcript is spliced from 3 exons. The record is from RefSeq and is a predicted model, not a curated record.